Cyclopterus lumpus (lumpfish) is the source of this 3322-nucleotide messenger RNA. It is a transcript of the gene lrrtm4l1, whose product is annotated as leucine rich repeat transmembrane neuronal 4 like 1. The transcript is spliced from 3 exons. Lineage: Eukaryota; Metazoa; Chordata; Actinopteri; Perciformes; Cyclopteridae. Gene Ontology annotation, molecular function: protein binding. The record is from RefSeq and is a predicted model, not a curated record. Bases 609 to 2309 code for a protein of 566 amino acids.
AGACCUGCUCGCCAAUGCACAGCGCAGCACAGGAGCCCCGGACAAGUGCCAGUGCCAGACCGUGGAACGCUCUGCCUGGAGCCUCUUCCGCUCCACUGGAUGUUUGCGCAGAGGACACCUGCCUCCGCCGGCGACCCACGCCGCGAGAUCCGCCUCGCGCCCGCCUCUUAACUUUUGCAACGACGUUUGAUUUUUUUAUUUUUUUUUAUCAUUAUAACAACAACAAAAAAUUGUCCAAGACUCUAUGCAUCGGGGGGAAAAAAAGGAAGAAAAAGCCCGUACAGCCGUGCGUUUGACAUUCAACUCGGCCCUUGAUGGAUAUUUGUGAGUGACCGCUCUGGAAAGUUGCCCUGCGUCAGGGAGCAUGGGCUCAAACUUCCGAAGCUUUUUUCUUUUUGUUGCAUUCUUAUAAUCGAGAGACAGUUAUUUUUUGUUGUUGUAAUCUUCUUCAAAUGAAGGCAGGUGAGUCACCCCUCGCGUGAGAGACGCGCAGAGCUCCGGGGGCUCUCCAGGCACGGAAAGGGAAGGGAAGGCGACGCGGUGGAAGUCGUGAUCUGUGCGGCGGAUUGCGCCACGGAGGACGGAGGGGAACGGACCGAUGAGACAACAUGGGUCCAUUGCUGUGUUAUGGAAGACUGAAACACCUCCUCUUUCCUCUUCUCCUUCUCUUGCGGGCUCCUCUGUUGUUCAGCUUUGGUGAACGCACCUGUCCCAAUAGUUGCCGAUGUGAGGGGAAAACAAUCCAUUGUGAUUCAGCUGGCUUCUUAGAUGUCCCAGAAAACAUCUCGGUAGGCUGCCAAGGCCUCUCCCUGCGCUACAAUGAACUGCACACCCUGCUGCCAUAUCAAUUUGCUCACCUCGGCCAGCUUCUCUGGAUAUAUUUGGACCAUAAUAAGAUUUCAGCUGUUGACAGUCGAGCAUUCCAGGGGGUCCGCAGGCUUAAAGAGCUGAUACUGAGCUCCAACAGAAUCACAUCCCUGCACAACUCAACAUUCCAUGGAAUUCCCAAUCUCCGCAGUCUGGACUUGUCCUACAACAAAUUAGAAAUUCUGCAGCCAGGUCAAUUCCAUGGCUUGCGAAAAUUACAAAACCUACACCUACGCUCAAAUGGUCUCUCCAACAUCCCAAUCCGAGCAUUCCUGGAGUGCCGAAGUUUGGAGUUUCUGGAUUUGGGCUACAAUCGAAUCAAGGCUCUUACCCGUACCACCUUUUUGGGGCUGCAGAAGCUGAUGGAGUUGCAUCUGGAGCACAACCAGUUCUCACGGAUCAACUUUUUUUUGUUUCCACGAUUAGCCAACCUAAGAUCACUCUAUCUGCAGUGGAACCGCAUUAGGGUGGUCAACCAGGGCCUUCCAUGGACUUGGUAUACACUGCAGAAACUUGAUCUGUCUGGAAAUGAAAUCCAGAUCCUAGACCCAGCUGUGUUUCACUGCUUGCCCAACCUUCAAGUCCUCAACCUGGAAUCCAACAAACUGUCUAAUGUGUCUCAGGAGGCAGUGUCAGCAUGGAUCUCACUGACCUCCAUCAGCCUAGCAGGGAACAUGUGGGAUUGUGGAACUGGCAUAUGCCCACUUGUGGCUUGGUUGAGGAAUUUCCGUGGUAGUAAAGACACCACGAUGAUAUGCAGCAGCCCAAAGUAUCUCCAGGGAGAAAAAAUUAUGGAAGCCACAAGGAACCAUGGUAUCUGUGAGGAAACUGAUUAUGUUCUGACUGAAACACCUUCACCAAUGUCAGAUCUCAUUUCUGAAGCCACUGGUGAACCAACCUUUGCCCCUACUAGCGGCUCUCCACCUAUGCCACCAGCCAGCACCUUUGGUCCUGUCCCACCAUUUAGACCUCGACCAAUUCCUCAUCCUACCCUUCCAGGGUAUAUGAGCAAAGACCCCAAAAACUCAGUUACUCACACUCUACCCACUCCUAUACCACCCCCAGAGAUGGAGCACAUGACUCUGCACAAAGUGGUGGUGGGCAGCGUGGCACUCUUCUUCACCAUGUCCCUAAUCUUGACAAUUAUCUACGUGUUCUGGCGGCGCUAUCCAGGUGCAACCAGGUUGCUGCAGCAGCGAUCCAUGGUGGGGCGGAAGCGUCGCAAAAAGAGUCCAGAGCCAGAGCAGAACCUGAGCUCCCAACUCCAAGAGUAUUACAUGAGCUACAACCCUGCUGCCACACCAGAGGCAUUGGAGGUGCUAGGCAAUGGCACUGGUUCCUGCACAUGCACAAUUUCUGGCUCCAGGGAGUGUGAGAAUGAGCUACACGUGCCACGCCCUCAUACCUGGUGCCUGGCUGGGAGAUGUGCCGACCAUCCAUAACCCUGAAAGCUUCGGAUUGGUGCAGCAAAGCACUCUGAAACGGGGGGGACGCAGGAGAGAGAGAGAGACGUGUGCAGAGAGAAGCCAUCGUUCACAUGCAAGGAUACAUUUUGAGAUGGUCCUCCCACGCUAAGGGGCAUCCACUGACCCAAGACAAACGGGAGAUAACGCUGUCUUUUUUUUUCUUUUUCUUACGAUUUUAUAAUGUCUUCUUCUUUCUUUUUGUUUUUCGACCUGUGGUCUUUGGUCAUCCGCUUUGCUGCAUCCCGUCGCGAUUCAUCACCACACAAACACUGACACAGAUGGCUGUGGAUAUGCGGCCCUAUGAUGGAUAGCAGACACUCGGAAAGAAGGCUCAUGGGCACUAAUGGAUGGUUAUAACCAACAUGGGAGCUUAUUGUAUAGACUUUAAUAGCGUAUUGUCUCCACGAGGACAAUGUGGCAUUGUGUUAAAAAGAGGCGAGAGACUGUACAAAUUCAAGAGGCUUUAAAAAGUGUAAACUGAGCAAAGAAUCACUAAUGAAAAUGCACUGACGAGGUGGCUCUGACCGCUCCGCUAACACAGCUGUGUAUAAUUUAAAGUGGGUUUCCUUAUUUUUGAUUCCAUAUUGAGCAUCACGUUAAUCACCUUUCAACACUUCUAUUUUGUAAGAAAGACUAAUCGAAGGCUAGGAUGGUGUAAAUGUGCCUCGCUUUGGAGCAGAAACAUUAUAAAACGAGGAGAGUCUGUGCGCCUGUCUGGUUUCCACCGAUCCGCUCCAUCAGGUGGAAGUCGAGGCAGCAGCUGGGAGAUAGUUUGAAGCCUGUGAAAAGUCGCCAGAUGGGAAAGCAAACUAUCCCCCAGCCAAAUGACCUAUGGGGAAGUUUUUUGGUUUGGUUGUUUGUUUGGAGUUUUCUUAAAAAACAAAAGAAGAAAAAAAAAAAAAUGUUCAAAGUUGUUUCUAAUUGCAAUCAAACCCUCGACUACUUAGUUUGAUUUUGAGGACAGUAAGGGCAAUCAGAAGCAAAGGAGG